This is a messenger RNA of Mustela lutreola (European mink), 3396 nucleotides long. RefSeq names its product lines homolog 1 (gene LINS1). Lineage: Eukaryota; Metazoa; Chordata; Mammalia; Carnivora; Mustelidae. The transcript is spliced from 7 exons. The record is from RefSeq and is a predicted model, not a curated record. The coding region runs from base 1001 to 3301 and encodes 766 amino acids.
GCGCAUGCGAAGGAAGAGAUCGGCCUGUGCGUUCCCCGAACUACGGUGGCCCGGAGGGUGGUGCUGUUCGUUUAAUGGCGGUGUGAAGGCAGGGUCUCCCAACCCAGAUCUCCGACAGGUAACUGGGAGUGGCAGCGGAGCUCCGCGGAGGGGAAAGCGUGUGUGCGGCUGACUGAGAGCCUGAUCCAGGGGUCUAAGGCUGGGGAGGCGGCAGUCCCCAGGAAGCGAGGAGAGGGACGCCUGGUGCCGCAGCACCCCCUCAGCGCUCUUCAAAGGAGGGUGCCGGGUCCGUGGCUCAUCUUCCCGUCCCUGAGGCCCCAUUAGCUACCAGGCUGAACUUCCCUCGCCUGUGGAAAAGAGGACUCUUUUUUGGAAUGGCGGUGACGCUUCAAGAGCUUUUCUUCAGGGACAGCGACCCUCACGGAUUUCUGACAAUGAAGGGGAAAGGAGAAUGGAAAAUACGCGAGAUGGACAUGUUUAUUGAGUGCCUGUAUUCAUUUAGCAAGUGUUUAGUGGCCGGGCACUCUUCUAGCGGUCAGGGAGACGACGGUGAACGGGGUAGAUACAAUCAAUGGUCCUCGUGGAACUUUCGCUUUGACAGGGGAGAUAGAUAAACAAAAUAAUUACAUAGGGUUAGGUUAUAGAAAGAAAGUCAAGGAGAAUAAGAGGAUCGAGUUUGACUAGGACAUGUCGACUAUUUUAGAUAGGUGGUCAGGAAAGGUCUCUGAGGAAGUGACAUUUGAGCGGCGAUCUGAAUGGGGAGGAACAACCGUGGCAAGAUCUGGGGUAUGGAGCUGGGCGGAGGGAAGAGUUUUGCAGGCAGGUAGAAUCAACAGCGCAAAGCCUCUGAUCCUGGAAUAACCUUUGAUGUUUAACAGAAACUGCAAGAAAAAGACCAGCGUGCGUGAUCAAGCAGAGUGGGUUUUCCUGAAGAAACGUCUUAACAGAUUUGUCGCAUUUCUGAGACUGAUAGUUACGGUUUGGAAUUGUCAGCUUUCUCAUGAGAUACAUUUUGGCAAUCCCAAUGAAAGCUUUCCUUGACGUUUUAGAACAAUUAUACAAGAAGGUCCUUCUGGGAGUCACACUUGAAAAUGAGAACCAUGAUUACAUCUUUUAUCUCGACCCAGCAUCUUUGGAUCAAGACUGCUCUACAAUGACGUCUUUGGAAUGCCCAAACCCCCAUGGUGUCCAGGACAAGCAUCAGCCAUCCUCUGCCAAUUUGGCUACCAUUUCUGUAUUGCCUAUGUGUUUGGAGAAACACUCACCAAUAGGCAGUGCCCGAGAAAUAGUGCUCCUUCAGUUAACAGUAAUCAAGGUGAUGAUAACCAGAAUAUUGUCUGUUGAAACUGACUUCCGUGCAAAGGAGAAAUACAGAGAUGUAAUUAAAAUUCUUUUGAAAUCAUCUGACAUCGAUUCUAAAUUAACCUGUAUGUUCCAAGACUCGGAUAAAUUGUUAUCUCACAUGGCUGCAAAGUGCCUUGCAUUACUUCUGUAUUUCCAGUUGAGAGAAAAGAUAACAUUUAGCAAUUCCUGGAUUGCUUUUUGCCAAAAAAAUCUUUCUGAAUACCCUGAAAAUGAGAAGGCAGGAUACUGCCUCUGGACCCUGACUUUUAUAAUAAAAGAAAUCUUUAAAGAUACAUGUUCACAGAAAACAGAAAUUUUAAAGCAGUUCCUGUCUCCUUUUGACACUAUUUUCAAAGUUUUUUACAGUUUGUUAUUUUCUCAUCAUUUUGAAAGCUGCCAAGAUACCUCUAAAAUAAUAAACAGCUUGAUAUGUUCCCUGGAAUUACUUGAACUUCUUAUAGCUUCCAGAAUCCACCUGAAGCUACAUUUCACUUGCCAGAGGAUUUUAUUUUUGAAACCUUCUUGUGUGCUGGACGUUAUUACCUGGCCCGUUCAGGCUUUUGUCAAAAGGAAAUUCAUCAUUUUCAUCAAAAAGUGCCUUCUCUGGAAAGUGGGUGAAGACCUGUGUCAGGGAGCUAGCCCUAUCCUAUUGCCGCCAGAUCAGCAUUUAGAUGUAGAUAUCUUGGCUUUAGCGGAUGCUAUCUUGCGAGCUGUGGAUUUGGGCUUAUUGAGGACGUUGUCUGUCCAUGGAAAGCCUCCCCGCUUUGGUGGAGAGGAAGUUCAGCCUACAUGUGAACGUGCCCCUGGUCCAGAUCAUGUUAUUCUCAGAGCAGCAAGCCUGCUUAUCAUUAAAUCCUUAGAAAUCAAGUUUCAAAGUUGUACUUCAGCAAACGAAAUGAAAGUUGAUUUACAGAGUUUCAUGUCUGAGUUACUGACCUUCUUAAAGCCCCACCUUCAGCCCUCUCUUCAGUCACACAAUCCGUGUGAGUGGAUCUCCAGGGUCUUCAUAGAACAGGACGAUGACAUGUUGGAGGCUGCCAAGGCAUCAUUGGGCAUCUACCUAAAGUUGACCAGACAACAUAAAGCUACUGAAAGCUCGACCCAAGAAAAAGAAAUGUGGAAUCAUCACACACAUGAAUAUGGCUAUAAUCCACACUGUAUUUUCUUAUUCUUACUGAAAAAUAUAGGAUUUGAUUCUUCAGUUCUUCUUGACUUUCUCAUUUCAUCAGAAACUUGUUUCCUUGAAUAUUUUGUUAGAUACUUAAAAUUACUACAAAAAGACUGGGCUAUUUUUUUCACAAUUUGUAAGGAUUUUGACCUAACAGCAUCUAAAGAUAGUAUAAAUAUUUGCAGUUGUAGCUCCUCACUUGUCCAGGACAGAAGCAGCAACCAAACAGAACUUAGCCCUUCAGCUGCUUUUGGUCGUCCCAGAAGUGUUCAUGCUUCAGUGUCCUGGGCUUCUGAUUUUUCUUCUGGAUCUCUGAGCCAGCUCGUGAUGUCCAAGGAGACCCACACCACACUCCAGGCUGAUAGUCUGUCUCCCCGCCGAGCCUCCCACAGUCUCGUGGAUUAUGACAGCUCUGAUGAUUCUGAAGCAGAAGGCACAGACCAGCACUCAGCGAACAGUAAACAAAUAUCUUUACACCAAGAAGCAAUGAAGAAAUCUCAGGACAUAGUUGGAACAGGUAUGGAUAAAAAACAGCUCAGCCUGGAGCAUCAGUCCAGGCCUCUGGUUCCAAAACAGUCUAAUAUUACCUUCUCUGUGGAUUGUGAUAAUGUCCCAAAGAACAUCUCUGAAGUGGGCGUAUCCUACAGGACGCUGAAGUGCUUUGAAGAGCUACAAAGUGCCAUUUACCGUUUGCAGAAGAAAAAUCUUUUCCCAUAUAAUGCCAUACCACUUUUGAAGUUGUUGAAACAUAUUGAGGCAAUAUAUAACGAGAGUAUGAACACUUUGUGAAACAGCAGCAUUUUAUUUCCAGGAACUGUUUUUCCCUGCUAUAAAUUGUGCCGUAAUGAGAUCAUCAUAAAAAUAAAUAAAUACCCUCAAAAGCG